Neoarthrinium moseri is the source of this 1704-nucleotide messenger RNA. RefSeq lists its product as uncharacterized. The coding region runs from base 1 to 1704 and encodes 567 amino acids. The transcript has 3 exons. NCBI's taxonomy places the organism in Eukaryota, Fungi, Ascomycota, Sordariomycetes, Amphisphaeriales, Apiosporaceae. The record is from RefSeq and is a predicted model, not a curated record. Gene Ontology annotation, molecular function: oxidoreductase activity, acting on paired donors, with incorporation or reduction of molecular oxygen; heme binding; iron ion binding.
AUGCCUAGCCUUAUACAAAACUUCCACGUUCCCUUGAUUUUCAGCAGUCCAAUUAUAGUCUGUGGAUUCGUUUCAGUCUUUGCUUUUUUGAUAUUUACCGGCACCUAUCUUGUCACAACAUGUCGUUUCUACGUGGAGACAGCCUUUGGCGAUCGUCGAUACAGGGGCUUGGAGCCACCAAACCUGCCAUACUGGAUACCUUGGAUCGGAAGGGGCCUCGAGGUCGCCACGAACCCGCACAAAUUCUAUGAAACUGCCAUCGCAAUGUCACCUGGCCGUGGCCCAAUCAAAGUCCGGGUAGCUUCUUUACAUAUGUAUAUGAUUACCGGGGCCGACAAUAUCCAGACGCUCUUCCGGAAUUCGAAGGACCUCACCUUCGAGUUCAUGCAGAUCCGUGUAGCCCAGACGGUUAAAGGGCUUCCAGAGCAGGACGCGACAAGGCUCAGCAUUGACAACUCGGGGACGCUCGCCACCCCUCUGAGUCCGGUCCCUGAAAAGGAGCGAAUCUGGAGACAGCUGCACAACAUCUAUGCUGAAAACCUGGCCCACGGCAGAGCUGUAGACUGCCUAACCAGCAUGUUUGUGAGCGAGUUCUCUCGGAUGAUCGACGAGGAGCCACGAGGGAAGUGGAAACGGACUCAAGUUUAUAAGCUGCUGCAAGAUAAGAUGUUCAGGGCCUCCACUAUGGUCUUGGCCGGGCCCGGGAUCCUGGAGUCAAACCCGGGCUUCGCGAAAAAGUUCUGGCAGUACGACGCUGGUUUUAUGAAACUUCUCCUGGGCAACCCCCGCUUCGCCUGUCGCCAGGCUUGGGACGCCCGGGACCAUUGCCUGGAAGCCACCAAACGGUGGCUGGCUAACGGGUGGGCUAAAAUGGACUGGCAGGCCGCUUCCCAGCAGAACCCUGACUGGGAGCCAAACUUUGGACAUCGCUUAGUGAGAGCCAGAGAGCAAUGUCUUCAGAGUUACGGGGUGAGUCUCGAGGGCCGCGCAUCCCUGCAGAUGGGGUUGAUCUGGGCAAUCAACGGCAAUGCCAUCCCAAUGGCAGCGUACAUGCUCAUCGAAAUGAUAUAUGAGCCGUCUCUUUUGAGCCGUGUGCGCGAUGAACUCUCUUCAAUAGCGGGCUUGAACAAUUCCAGUUCACUCGAGCUCGAUGUCGCUGCUCUCUGCAGACUGCCAUUGCUAGGCUCUGUGUACAAAGAAUGUCUGCGCCUCCGAGCAUCGAUACCACUUACCCGUCGCUUGCAUAACGACAUUGAAAUCGAUGGCUAUACACUUCGAGCUGGAAAUUUCAUCCUCGCUCCAUCCUGGCUGUCACACCAGGACGAGAACGUGUGGUCGGUGCCCGGACACCCGCCCAAUGAAUUCUGGGCUGAUCGAUUCUUACAUAAAGGUAAGGGAUCAACUGUCGCCUCGCCGAAGCUCAGCGUGCCAAGCGCGGGACGAGAGAGUGGAAAUGCUAUCAAGGCAGGGGACUUCUUCCCCUUCGGUGGUGGCAGCAUUAUUUGCCCCGGGCGCUUUUUCGCCAAACAGGAGAUUUUGACUGCAGUUGCCCUGAUUGUGACCUCUUUCGACAUUGAAUUCGUCAAAAAUGUGCACCUGGGUGGAAGACCGUCUGAAAGAGGCCCUGGUCUGGAGAAUUGUGAAUCUAGGGGCAUCAUCUCGCUGGAUCGAGAUGUGAUGGUACGCAUGCGCAGACGGUCCUAG